AUGUGUUUCCGGACUCCUCCAGUCAAGAACAGCCUGGACGAGCAGACACCAGGUGGCUCCGAAGGUUUAGCCAGAAACAACCAAUUUAUUGAGGACGCAGGCGCCGAAUAUCGAAAAGGGCAGCAUAUCUUCCAGCACCGACAGCAGUCAUCAGACUGUAACCCGAGUAAAGUCGCGACCUACACCAGCGGGGGAAAGGGUCGGUCUACGUCGCCGCCCAUAACCCGCGUCGCACCUAUCUCAGAUUCACUGUUGCAGAAUACAGAGAACAUUCUAUUAGGCUGUGACUCAAUCCCUGAUGGGAUUAGCAAUCUAGCCCUUUCUG
Aspergillus viridinutans is the source of this 325-nucleotide messenger RNA. RefSeq lists its product as uncharacterized. The annotation marks the transcript as partial. The transcript has a single exon. NCBI's taxonomy places the organism in Eukaryota, Fungi, Ascomycota, Eurotiomycetes, Eurotiales, Aspergillaceae. The record is from RefSeq and is a predicted model, not a curated record.